AUCCUACAUAAAAAGUGAGUGGGCACAGGGAGACCAGCAACACACAGGGCAAGGCACCCUACACCACCCUACAUUACACCACCUUUCAGUACACCAACCUACACCACUCUACACCAAUUCACCGCACCCCUGCCAACCGAAGCCACCACCGGAAGAAGAGAAGGGGGAAUCGGAUCAGAAGAGAUGGCUCUGUCGUGCGAACGAGGAGACCUCCUCUUGGGUUAUGUGCUGGGGGUCCUGGUUCUCUCCUUCCUCUCCUACCCGGUCUCCGUUGGAGGAGCGGCCCUAAAGAUGGAGGCCCUGCCAGAGGCCGGGGCCACAGUGCUGAACCACUCCAUGGCUCUGGUGCAGCGCAUGGAGAACCUGAUGGCCCUGGGCAACGCCAGCGACGUGUCCCUGCGGGUGCAGACCCUGAACACGGAGGAGGUGAAGGUGCUGCCGGCCCACUCCCUCGUGCUGAGCCUGCAGAGCGACGUCUUCCGGGACCUGCUGCUCGCACGCAACGGCAGCGCCCUGGUGCUCAGCGAGACCGCCGAGUGCGCCGCCGUCUUCGACAAGUUCCUCAGGUAUCUGUACUGUGGGGACAUCUCCGUCCGCCUGGACCAGGCCAUCCCUCUCCACCAGCUGGCCACCAAGUACCGUGUGGAGGGUCUUCAGCUCGGCCUCACUCAGUUCAUGAGCCAGCACCUCUCCAGCGAGUCCCCGUCCGGCCACGUGGUGGGCUGGUACCAGUACGCCCAGCGCAUCGGAGACGCCCCUCUGCAGGACAGCUGCCUGCGGUACCUCUCCUGGAACCUGUCCUCUGUGCUGCAGAGCGCCGAGUGGACCUCCGUCAGCGCCAACCUGCUGCUGACCCUCCUGCGCCGCUCCGACCUGGUGGUGCAGAGCGAGCUGGAGCUCUACGACGGCCUGGAGGCCUGGGCGGCCCGCAACCGUCCCGGCAGCCCCACGGCGGAGCGCGCCCUGGAGGCCAUCCGCUACGGGAUGAUCCCGCCGCAGAAGCUCUUCCGCCUGCAGAAGAACUCGCCGCUGAUGCAGAAACACUACGGCGCCGUGCGGGACCUGCUCUACCUCGCCUUCCAGUUCCACGCCACCCCGCCCGUCCAGCUCGCCAAGUACUUUGAGGUGAACUGCAGCAUCUUCACCCCGCGCAACUACCUGUCGCCGGCCUGGGGCGCACCCUGGGUCAUCAGCAGCCCCACGCGCGACGACCGCAGCUUCAGCUUCCAGACGCAGCUGGGCCCCAGCGGCCACGACUCCAGCAAGAAGGUGACUUGGAACGCCCUGUUCUCGCCCCGCUGGUUCCCGCUGGGCGCCCGGGCGUCGUACGCCGAGCCGGGCGCCAUGAUGCCCUCGCUGACCGACGGCGGCCGGCCGCGCAUCAUCGUCACGCCCGCCACCUCCAGCCCGGACUUUGCGGGCGUGAGCUUCCAGAAGACGGUGAUGGUGAUGGCGCGGCAGCAGGGGAAGGUGGUGGUGCGCCACGUCUACAAUUUCCACCAGAGCACGGAGGAGGCCGGGGACUUCCUGGCCGAGGCGGACCUGCAGCGCCGGGCGUCGGAGUACCUGAUCGACAGCGCCCUCUACCUGCACGUGGUGGUGAAGCCGGUGUACCACACGCUGAUUGUGGCCAAGAAGUGAGCGGAGGCUCCGCCCAUAAGCAGUCACUCACCGUAACCACGGCGCUCAUAUCACAACGCUUGUUUUUGACGUGUCUUUUUGAACGGCUCUUUUUGUCUAAAACCGGUGAGCUGUUUGGUCUUCCAGACGUUUAGAGUGAGAGUGACGAGUUGUGGUUUUCAACUGUGACGCGAUCGGCGGUUCAGUGACAACGUCGAGAAGUCAAUCAGGGGGGAUGAUUGGGGUUUUGGAGUGACAAUCAUAGUCAGAAAGUACGAUCCUAUUUCUUAACCCUUUGACUUUCCCAUCCGACAUCCGAAAUAAAAUAAAAAACGGUUUUCUGCUUACAUUUUGGAUAUGAAAUGAGUUGCUUUGUUUUAAUUUCAUGUUAAUAAUUAAUUCUUAGAUUACACUGUAUUUCUUUACACCAUAUUAUUAGAUGAAUAGGCCUACAAUCAUAUUUAGACACUAUUUCUGUUUCUAUAGAAUACAUGCUAUUAAAUGUAGGCACAUAGGCUACAUGUAAUGGCUUGCAUAUGGAUGCUAUUCAAGAAACCAACUAAUAAUCUCCUUGUCAUUUUAUAAAAUAUAGUGUGCUAUUUAGUUACUUUAAGGGCACACAUCAUUGUUUAGAACGCACAUAGACCUACUAGUAAAAUAAUAUUCCUUUUAU
Messenger RNA from Gadus chalcogrammus (walleye pollock), 2293 nucleotides. RefSeq names its product BTB (POZ) domain containing 17b (gene btbd17b). The transcript has 3 exons. The record is from RefSeq and is a predicted model, not a curated record. The coding region runs from base 184 to 1641 and encodes 485 amino acids. Lineage: Eukaryota; Metazoa; Chordata; Actinopteri; Gadiformes; Gadidae. Gene Ontology annotation, molecular function: protein binding.